ACCUACUAUAUAAACACACACCUACACAACUUGUCUCCAUACAUCAUCAUCUUCUUCACAGGCCUUCUCAUUUCAUCUUCGUCUCUGCAGAUAACUCUCUCUCUCUCGCCGGAUUUUUCAUUUCACUUGCAGAGCUCACGAUCUUACUCAAUGGCGUCGAGAAACUCCGUAGCCGGAUUCGCGUUAUUCACAUUCGUAUUCGCCGUCUUCUCGUCUCUCGCCGGCGCUCAAACCCUAGCUCCCGCUCCUGCUCCCACCAGUGAUGGGACAUCGAUAGAUCAAGGGAUAGCGUAUUUGCUAAUGGUGGUGGCGCUCGUGCUCACUUACCUAAUCCAUCCUCUCGAUGCAUCUUCUUCCCUCAGCUUCUUCUGAUUUUUUUUUUUAGUUUCAUUUUGAGCGCUAUUAUUGUGGAUAACAAACAGUCUCUCAUGAUUUGUGCUUCUUCUGUCUUGAUUAUUAUGAUGAUGAUGAUGAUGAUUUUCGGGGAUUGAAUCAAUCAUAUUGUUUGUUUGUUUGUUUAUCCUCUUUUAUAUUUAAUUUAUUCUUAUUCAUAUA
Molecule: messenger RNA, 555 nt
Organism: Brassica rapa (field mustard)
Lineage: Eukaryota; Viridiplantae; Streptophyta; Magnoliopsida; Brassicales; Brassicaceae
Product: arabinogalactan protein 16
Source: RefSeq, a predicted model, not a curated record